CCUACUGAAGCGGAGCCUUUGAAAUCACUGUCGGAAAAGGCGGUCUAGGGCAGAUUGGGAACUGUUGCAGUGAUUAAAAGAUUUGAAGAGAUAGAUUUUCAGUUGUUCGCCAUUUUACGAGGGAUUUGGAUCGAUUAUAUUUUCAUCUUCAUUUCAAGGAGAAGAAAUUCGAUAAAACAGAUCAAUCAUACGGCAAACCACUGCCGGCUCUAGUCCAUAUGUGUUUGGGAAUAGUUAGCCAGUUCUUUAUUUCUGUUUUAUAUGUAUAAACUGAAUGAUGGUGAAGCACUAACCGACCAGCGAAUACGUGAACCAACCACCAUACGACGGUGAGAAGUCCAGCAAUCCUCUCGCACAUAAUUAUCCCCUUUUGAUACCGUAUGGACCGUUAUGUAUCUCCAGCCGAUAGCCAUAGUGUAACAUGUUUAACUUCUUUCAGCUCGUUAGAAAUAUUUCAGAUUAUAGGAAAUAAAAUUGUCCACUUUUAAGUCUUAAAUACUUGAUCUUCAAACAAGUAUAGCCAUACUGGAACAAAUGGCAGAAGGGGAUCAGCCUCAGCAACAAGUUUUUCAUCUUUAUUUUGGAGGGAAAAAUAUUAGUGUCCAAGGAGAUAAUGCCGAGUCAAAGACUGAAAUUAGUGCUGGCAAAAUCAGCCGAAUUACGGUUCAACAGCCAGAUGCUGCACAUUCUACAUCAAUCAGCCCAACUCAGCCAGCAGAAAUAUCUAAAGGCAUCGAAUCUUUGAAUCUUUCACCGGAAGGAAUUCAGUCCGAUUCGAUUGCAACUCCAAUGCUAACAGACGAUCUCAGAGUGCAGGAUCUUCAAACGAAGACAGAUAGAAAACCAAAUCAACUUAACAAAACGCCACCUCGAACUCAGGAGCUCAAUCAACAACCAAAACAAACAGCAGCCGGUCCAAGAUAUACGACCGCACAGAGUGGAAUUAAUGCUCCAAAGAUUUCCAUGCUUCGAAAAAAAUCUUCCAAGUUAUUCGACGAGUCCAAAUAUGAAGAAGCAGUCUCGAUCUUAGAAGAACUGGCAACCCUGCAAAACCAUCAGGAUUUGGAUACAAUACUUAUGAUGGUCGAGUGUUUUAUACAACUUGGUAGAGAGAAGAAAGCGGAAAAAUCUAUCGCCCACUUACGAAAUAUCUUGAUGGCGUCAUCAGUGACAAGUGCUGAUGACGUCAAAACCCUCGCAAUCGAUUUGAUUUCAAAUUCCGCAUACAUUCGCGCUAUAAUAUUGCUUCGAAUAGCAAGUGAUAUCUACAAGGCUCGCACAAGAUCACCCGAUGAUGUAAUAAAUGGGAUUAAACUUUGUGUCAGUAAGAUACAUGAUGCCACUGAGUCAUUGAUAAAAGCCGGUGGUCGAUCCAAAAUUAUAGGAGUAGAUUACGGCAUAGAAUACAUGACAGAAAUGCUGGAUGAUGUUCGCGCAAUAGAAAACGCUGAUCCAGUGAAUAAAGCAAUACAAGAGGCUCUGUGCUGUGAAUACAUUGGAUAUAACUAUUUACUGGCAGAUGAAGAGGAGAAAAGUAUAAAAAUACAAAAGAAUGGACUGGAGGUUUUGGAGAAACAGUUCGGGUCAAACGCUUCAAAAUAUCAAAUCUACGGUUUAUUGCUGCAUAAUAUCGGUGUAGGGUAUUAUAAUCUGGGUAAGUAUGCAGAAGCCGAAUCCUAUUAUAUUAAAGCCAUUGAUGCGUAUGAAAAGGCUUCAGAUUAUGAGAAUGAAGCUGAGAAACAGAAAUGGAUUGAAUUGUCAAAAACUGAGCUCAGGAAAGCUCGCGCACAAUUAACCUGAUAUCCGCAUCGCAUAUGCACGGCGAAUCGUAAUUUACUGAAAUUAUCUCAAACAAUAAUAAAAUAUUUAAACUUUUAAUUUACAUUUGUUAUGUAAUUUAAUACUGUAAAAAAUGGUCAGUAGCAGUGGCGUAACCAGGGGGUUGUUUUGCG
This is a messenger RNA of Styela clava, 1952 nucleotides long. The record is from RefSeq and is a predicted model, not a curated record. NCBI's taxonomy places the organism in Eukaryota, Metazoa, Chordata, Ascidiacea, Stolidobranchia, Styelidae.